Messenger RNA from Oryctolagus cuniculus (rabbit), 868 nucleotides. Lineage: Eukaryota; Metazoa; Chordata; Mammalia; Lagomorpha; Leporidae. The record is from RefSeq and is a predicted model, not a curated record.
GAGGAGGCGCGGGGAGAGUACGGUGCUGUGGUCUGAGCUAGAGGGUGAAGCUGUUGGAGCAAGAGCAUGGGCGAGCAGUCUGAAUGCCAGAAUGGAUAACCGUGUUGCUACAGCAUUUGUAAUUGCUUGUGUGCUUAGCUUCAUUUCCACCAUCUACAUGGCAGCCUCAAUUGGCACAGACUUUUGGUAUGAGUAUCGAAGUCCAGUUCAAGAGAAUUCAAGUGAUUGGAAUAAAAGCAUCUGGGAAGACUUCAUUAGUGAUGAGGCAGAUGAAAAGACUUACAACGAUGCACUUUUCCGAUACAACGGCACAAUGGGAUUGUGGAGACGGUGUAUCACCGUACCCAAAAACACACAUUGGUACAGUCCGCCAGAAAGGACAGAGUCAUUUGACGUGGUUACAAAAUGCGUAAGUUUCACACUACAUGAACAGUUCAUGGAGAAAUUUGUUGAUCCCGGAAACCACAAUAGUGGAAUUGAUCUACUUCGGACCUAUUUUGGCGUUUGCCAGUUCCUCUUCCCUUUUGUGAGUCUGGGUUUGAUGUGCUUUGGGGAUUUGACUGGACUUUGUGCCUGUAUCUGUCGAAGCUUGUAUCCCACCGUUGCCACGGGCGUUCUCCAUCUCCUGGCAGGUCUUUGUACACUGGGCUCAGUACGUUGUUAUGUUGCUGGAAUUGAACUACUUCGUCAGAAACCUGAGCUGCCUGAGAAUGUGUCUGGUGAAUUUGGAUGGUCCUUCUGCCUGGCUUGCGUCUCAGCUCCCUUACAGUUCAUGGCUUCUGCCCUCUUCAUCUGGGCUGCUCACACCAACUGGAAAGAGUACACCUUCAUGAAGGCAUAUCGUGUGGCGUGAAUGGAAACUGCCAGC